Molecule: messenger RNA, 16206 nt
Organism: Balaenoptera musculus (blue whale)
Lineage: Eukaryota; Metazoa; Chordata; Mammalia; Artiodactyla; Balaenopteridae
Gene: MUC5AC
Product: mucin 5AC, oligomeric mucus/gel-forming
Exons: 58
Coding region: 1-15789 (5262 amino acids)
Cellular component (GO): extracellular matrix
Molecular function (GO): protein binding
Source: RefSeq, a predicted model, not a curated record
AUGGGUGCCGGCCGGAGGCAGCUGGCCCUGCUCUGGGCCCUGGGCCUCACUCUGGCCUGUGCCCAGCACACAGGCCAGGCCCGGGACAGCGCUGCAGAGCUCGGCUAUGAGUACCCGGACCUCCCUCCUGCCCCCCAGGGGCCUGGCGGCAACUCCCUCCGCGGGGUGACCAUCCACCCGCCUCUGAGGAGCAGCCCCCUGGUGCGAGCCCUGAACGCGGCGCACGGCGGGCGGGUGUGCAGCACGUGGGGCGACUUCCACUACAAGACCUUCGACGGCGACGUCUUCCGCUUCCCCGGGCUGUGCAACUACGUCUUCUCCGCGCACUGCGGUGCCGCCUACGAGGACUUCAACCUCCAGCUCCGCCGCGGCCCAGGCCCCAACGCCACCGCGCCCAGCAGGGUCACCAUGAAGCUUGACGGCAUGGUUGUCGAGCUGACAAAGGGCUCCGUGCUGGUCAACGGCCGCCCAGCUCAGCUGCCCUUCAGCCACUCCGGAGUCUUCAUUGAGCAGAGCAGCAGCUACGUGAAGGUGGCGGCCAAGCUGGGCCUGGUCUUCAUGUGGAACCAGGAUGACAGCCUUCUGCUGGAGCUGGACGCCAAGUACGCCAACCAGACCUGCGGGCUCUGCGGAGACUUCAAUGGCGUCCCCAUCUUCAACGAGUUCUUCUCCCACAACAUCAAGCUGACCCCCACCGAGUUUGGGAAUCUGCAGAAGAUGGACGGCCCCACGGAGCGGUGUCAGGACCCCGCCCCUGAGCCCCCCACGAACUGCUUGACCGGUUUUGGCAUCUGCGAGGAGGUGUUGAGCAGCGAGCUCUUCUCGGACUGUGCCGCCCUGGUGGACACCAGCAGCUACCUGGAGGCCUGCCGGCAAGACCUCUGCCGCUGUGACCAGGCCAACCCCAGCAGCUGCCUCUGCCACACGCUUGCCGAGUACUCACGCCAGUGCUCCCACGCCGGGGGGCUGCCCCUGGACUGGCGGCGCCCCCAGCUCUGCCCCCAGACGUGCCCCCUCAACAUGCAGUACCACGAGUGCGGGUCGCCCUGCGCGGACACCUGCUCCAACCCCGAGCGCUCCCCGCUCUGCGAGGACCACUGCGUUGCCGGCUGCUUCUGCCCCGAGGGGACGGUGCUGGAUGACAUUGGCCAUGCUGGCUGCAUCCCGGUGCCCCAGUGCUCCUGUGUGUACAACGGGGCCACCUACACUCCAGGGACCGGCUACUCCACAGACUGCACCAACUGCACCUGCUCUGGAGGCCGGUGGAGAUGCCAGGAGGUGCAGUGCCCAGGCACCUGCUCGGUGCUGGGCGGUGCCCACUUCUCCACGUUCGACGAGCGGCAGUACACGGUACAUGGGGACUGCAGCUACGUGCUGGCCAAGCCCUGUGACAGCAGCGCCUUCACCGUGCUGGCCGAGCUGCGCAGGUGUGGGCUGACCGACAGCGAGACCUGCCUGAAGAGCCUGACGCUGAUCCUGGGCGGGGGGCACAUGGUCUUCGUGGUAAAGGCCAGCGGGGAGGUGUUUGUGAACCAGAUCUACACCCAGCUGCCCCUCUCGGCAGCUAACAUCACGCUCUUCAGACCCUCCACCUUCUUCAUCAUCGCCCAGACCCAGCUGGGCCUGCAGCUGGACGUCCAGCUGGUGCCCGUCAUGCAGGUGUUCGUGAGGCUGGCGCCCCAGCUCCGGGGGCAGACCUGCGGCCUGUGCGGGAACUUCAACCGGAACCAGGCCGACGACUUCCGGACCGUCAGCGGCGUGGUGGAGGGCACGGCCGCCGCCUUCGCCAACACCUGGAAGACCCAGGCCGCCUGCCCCAACGUCAAGAACGGCUUCGAGGACCCCUGCUCCUUCAGCGUGGAGAACGAGAAGUACGCUCAGCGCUGGUGCUCGCGGCUGACAGACCCCCACGGCCCCUUCGCCCGGUGUCACGCUGCUGUGAACCCCAGCGCCUACUACUCGAACUGCAUGUUCGACACGUGCAGCUGCGAGAAGAGUGAGGACUGCAUGUGCGCGGCCCUGUCCUCCUACGUGCGGGCCUGCGCUGCCCGGGGUGUGCUGCUCGGCGGCUGGCGGGACGGCGUGUGCACAAAGCCCAUGACCACCUGCCCCAAGUCGCUGACCUACCUCUACAACAUCAGCACCUGUCAGCCCACCUGCCGGGCCCGGAGUGACGCGGACGCCACCUGCAGCGUCAGCUUCGUUCCCGUGGACGGCUGCACCUGCCCUGACGGCACCUUCCUGGAUGAUAUGGGCAAGUGUGUGCCAGCCACCAGCUGCCCCUGCUACCGUGGGGGCUCCGUGGUCCCCGAUGGGGAGUCGACGCACGAGCAGGGGGUCAUCUGCACCUGCACCCAGGGCACACUGACUUGCAUCGGAGGUCACGCCCCAGCUCCAGUCUGUACCCCACCAAUGGUCUACUUCGACUGCCGCAAUACCACGCCUGGGGCCGCUGGGGCCGGCUGUCAGAAGAGCUGCCACACCCUGGACAUGGACUGUUACAGCUCCCAAUGUGUGCCGGGCUGUGUGUGUCCCCACGGGCUGGUGGCCAAUGGCGACGGCGGCUGCAUCCCUGUGUCCGACUGCCCUUGUGUGCACAACGAGGCCAGCUACCAGCCAGGCCAGAUCAUCCGGGUGGGCUGCAACACCUGCACCUGUAAGAGCAGGAUGUGGCAGUGCACAGACCAGCCCUGCCCGGCCACCUGCGCGGUGUACGGCGACGGCCACUACCUCACCUUCGACGGGCAGCGCUACAGCUUCAGCGGAGACUGCGAGUACACGCUGCUUCAGGACCACUGCGGGGGGAACGGCAGCGCCCAGGACGGCUUCCGCGUCAUCACCGAGAACGUCCCCUGCGGCACCACCGGGACCACCUGCUCCAAGGCCAUCAAGAUCUUCCUGGGGAGCUACGAGCUGAAGCUGAGUGACGGGAACGUGGAGGUGAUCGAGAAGGAACGGGGGCAGCUGCCACCCUUCUCCAUCCGCCAGAUGGGCAUCUACCUGGUGGUAGAUACGGAUGUCAGCCUGGUGUUGCUGUGGGACAAGGGGACCAGCAUCUUCCUCAGACUCAGCCCCGAGUUCAAGGGGAGGGUCUGCGGGCUGUGCGGGAACUUUGACGACAAUGCCCUCAACGACUUCACCACACGGAGCCAGUCCGUGGUGGGCGACGCGCUGGAGUUCGGCAACAGCUGGAAAUUCUCCCCGUCCUGCCCGGACGCCCAGGCCCCCAAGGACCCCUGCGCCGCCAACCCGUACCGCAAGCCCUGGGCCCAGAAGCAGUGCAGCGUCGUCAACAGCGCCACCUUCAGCGCCUGCCACGCCCACGUGGAGUCGGCCAGGUACUACGAGGCCUGCGUGAGCGACGCAUGUGCCUGCGACUCGGGGGGUGACUGCGAGUGUUUCUGCACGGCCGUGGCCGCCUACGCCCAGGCCUGUCACGAAGCGGGCGUGUGCGUGUCCUGGCGGACCCCGGACGUCUGCCCCCUGUUCUGCGACUACUACAACCCCCAGGGCCAGUGCGAGUGGCACUACCAGCCCUGCGGGGCCCCCUUCCUGAGGACCUGCCGGAACCCCCGCGGCCAGUACCUGCACGACGUCCGCGGCCUGGAAGGCUGCUACCCCAAGUGCCCAUCAGAGGCCCCCAUCUUUGAUGAGGACCAGAUGCGAUGUGUAGCUUCAUGCCCAACCCCGACCCCACCAACGCCCUGCCGUGUCCAGGGCAAGUCCUACCGGCCGGGCUCCACGGUGCCCUUGGAAAAGAACUGCCACUACUGCGUUUGCACCGAGAGCGGCGUGCAUUGCACCUACGACUCUGAGGCCUGUGUCUGCACCUACGACGGGAAGCGCUUCCGUCCCGGGGAAGUCAUCUACCACACGACGGACGGCACGGGGGGCUGCAUCUCCGCCCACUGUGGGGCUAACGGCACCAUUGAGAGGAGGGUCGAAGCCUGCAGCCCUACCCCCCGCACCCCCCAAACCACCUUCAUCUUCUCCACAACCCCAUUCGUCAUGAGCUCCACGCUUCCACCCAGCACACACCCCAGCCCCUCCGAAAGCACAGCACACACUCCGAGCUCGGCCCCGGCCACCACCCCGGGCACAUCCCCUGGACCAACUCCUCCCACAGCCUCCUCCCCGCCCUCGUCCCGGCCGCACUGUGGGGAGGAGUGCCAGUGGUCGCCGUGGCUGGAUGUCAGCCGUCCGGGAUGGGGCAUAGACAGCGGUGACUUCGACACGCUGGAGAACCUCCGUGCCUAUGGGUACCGGGUUUGCCGAGCGCCGAGGGCGGUGGAGUGCCGAGCCGAGGGUGCCCCCGAGGUGCCGCUGGAAGUCCUGGGGCAGCACGUGGAGUGCAGCCCGACGGUGGGGCUGACCUGCUACAACAGGGACCAGGCCUCUGGGCGCUGUGACAACUACCAGAUCAGGAUCCUGUGCUGCUCCCCCCGGGCCUGCCCCACUAGCAGUACAGAGACCACCCCUCCUGCAACCUUCAGCACGACUGAAACUGGGCCCACGCCAGGAACCAGCAGGGUUACAUCUGUGCCGACAGGGAGCACAGGUUCCUCAGCCCCUGUCACCACACCUGGCCCAACCACUGCCUCUACGACUAGCAAAACACCUGGCCCAGGUACCUCUACACCUGCCCCAGGUACCCCAACAACUGGGAAAACAACCCUCUCGACUCCCAGCCGAGCGCCAGUUUCAACAACGGUUACAACCACAACCUCUGUGUCAACCACAACCCCAGGGCCCUCGAAGGGAACGUCAUCUGAGCCAACCCAGGUCACCUGUUUACAAGAAUCAUGCACCUGGACCAAGUGGAUUGACGGCAGCUACCCAGGGGCAGGGAGGAACAGUGGAGAUUUUGACAGUUUUCAGAAUCUGAGAUCCAAAGGUUAUAAAUUCUGUGCAAAGCCCAAGAACGUGGAAUGCCGGGCAGAGGUCUUUCCCAACACCCCAUUGCAGGCACUGGGGCAGAACCUGAUCUGUGACAAAAACGUGGGGCUGAUUUGCUGGAACAAAGACCAGCUGCCCCCCAUCUGCUACAACUACCAAAUCCGGAUCCUGUGCUGUGAGGUGGUGGAUGUUUGCAGAACAAAGAACACACCCCCUACCACACCUGGGCCCACACAGACGACCACAGGCGAAACCAGCACUGCCCGGGCCACUGCAACCUUCUCGUCUUCCACACAACACAGCACUGCCAGCUCGGCACACGUGCCCCCAAGAACGAGGGUCACAGCCAGAACAAAUGAGCGGACCUCUCCAGGGACCACCUCCUGCCAGCCACAGUGCACGUGGACCAAGUGGUUCGAUGUGGACUUCCCAUCUCCUGGGCCCCACGGAGGAGACUUUGAAACCUACAGCAACAUCGUCAGAAGAGGAGAGAAGAUCUGCCACCGACCCGAACACAUCAGCGCCCUGGAGUGCCGAGCCGAGAACCACCCAGAUGUCAGCAUCCAGACGCUGGGGCAGGUGGUGCAGUGCAGCCCGGAAGUGGGCUUGGUGUGUCGGAACCAGGACCAGAAGGGCAAGUUCAGGAUGUGCCUCAACUACGAGGUGCGCGUGCUGUGCUGUGAGCCCCAGGAAGGCUGCCCUGUCACACAUGUCACAGUUCCCAGCACCUCAAGUGUGAGUGUCACCAGCCACACAAGGACCACCUCCCAUGAGGCCACAUCCAGUGCAACCACUGUGCAGACAACCAGCCCAACCGCAGUGCCUAUAACCAGCACCACCACUGUGGAGACAACCAGCACAACCUCAGCUCUUACAACCAGCACCACUACUGUGGAGACAGCCAGCACAACCCCAGUUCCUACAAUUAUCACCACCACUGUGGAGACAACCAGCCCAACCACAGCUCCUAGAACCAGCACCACCACUGUGGAGACAACCAGCCCAACCACAGGUCCUACAAUUAGCACCACCACUGUGGAGACAACCACCACCACUGUGGAGACAACCGGCCCAACAUCAGCUCCUACAACCAGCACAACUUUUGUCCCUAUACCUGAAACUACCCCCUCCCAACCUGGGACAACCUCCUGCCAGCCACAGUGCACGUGGACCAAGUGGUUCGAUGUGGACUUCCCAUCUCCUGGGCCCCACGGAGGAGACUUUGAAACCUACAGCAACAUCGUCAGAAGAGGAGAGAAGAUCUGCCACCGACCCGAAUACAUCAGCGCCCUGGAGUGCCGAGCCGAGAACCACCCAGAUGUCAGCAUCCACACGCUGGGGCAGGUGGUGCAGUGCAGCCCGGAAGUGGGCUUGGUGUGUCGGAACCAGGACCAGAAGGGCAAGAUCAGGAUGUGCCUCAACUACGAGGUGCGCGUGCUGUGCUGUGAGCCCCAGAAAGGCUGCCCUGUCACACAUGUCACACUUCCCAGCACCUCAAGUGUGAGUGUCACCAGCCACACAAGGACCACCUCCCAUGAGGCCACAUCCAGUGCAACCACUGUGCAGACAACCAGCCCAACCACACCUCCUACAAUUAGCACCACCACUGUGGAGACAACCAGCACCACCACUGUGGAGACAACUGGCCCAACCACACCUCCUACAACCAGCACCACCACUGUGGAGACAACCAGCCCAACCACAGCUCCUACAACCAGCACCACCACUGUGGAGACAACCAGCCCAACCACAGCUCCUACAACCAGCACCACCACUGUGGAGACAACUGGCCCAACCACAGCUCCUACAACCAGCACCACCACUGUGGAGACAACCAGCCCAACCCCAGUUCCUACAAUUAUCACCACCACUGUGGAGACAACCAGCCCAACCACAGCUCCUACAACCAGCACCACCACUGUGGAGACAACCAGCCCAACCCCAGUUCCUACAAUUAUCACCACCACUGUGGAGACAACCAGCCCAACCACAGCUCCUACAACCAGCACCACCACUGUGGAGACAACUGGCCCAACCACACCUCCUACAACCAGCACCACCACUACAGCCAGCACAACCUCAGCUCCUACAACCAGCACCACCACUGUGGAGACAACCAGCCCAACCUCAGCUCCUUCAUCCAGCACAACUUUUGUCCCUAUACCUGAAACUACCCCCUCCCAACCUGGGACCACCUCCUGCCAGCCACAGUGCACGUGGACCAAGUGGUUCGAUGUGGACUUCCCAUCUCCUGGGCCCCACGGAGGAGACUUUGAAACCUACAGCAACAUCGUCAGAAGAGGAGAGAAGAUCUGCCACCGACCCGAAUACAUCAGCGCCCUGGAGUGCCGAGCCGAGAACCACCCAGAUGUCAGCAUCCAGACGCUGGGGCAGGUGGUGCAGUGCAGCCCGGAAGUGGGCUUGGUGUGUCGGAACCAGGACCAGAAGGGCAAGUUCAGGAUGUGCUUCAACUACGAGGUGCGCGUGCUGUGCUGUGAGCCCCAGGAAGGCUGCCCUGUCACACAUGUCACAGUUCCCAGCACCUCAAGUGUGAGUGUCACCAGCCACACAAGGACCACCUCCCAUGAGGCCACAUCCAGUGCAACCACUGUGCAGACAACCAGCCCAACCGCAGUGCCUAUAACCAGCACCACCACUGUGGAGACAACCAGCACAACCUCAGCUCUUACAACCAGCACCACUACUGUGGAGACAGCCAGCACAACCCCAGUUCCUACAACCAGCACCACCACUGUGGAGACAACCAGCCCCACCACAGCUCCUACAACCAGCACCACCACUGUGGAGACAACCAGCCCAACCACAGCUCCUACAACCAGCACAACCUCCGUGGAGACAACCAGCACAAACUCCGUGGAGAAAACCAGCACAACCUCAGCUCCUACAACCAGCACCACCACUGUGGAGACAACUGGCCCAACCACAGCUCCUCCAACCAGCACCACCACUGUUGAGACAGCCAGCACAACCUUAGCUCCUACAACCAGCACCACCACUGUUGAGACAGCCAGCACAACCUUAGCUCCUACAACCAGCACCACUACUGUGGAGACAACCAGCCCAACCCCAGUUCCUACAAUUAUCACCACCACUGUGGAGACAACCAGCACAACAUCAGCUCCUACAACCAGCACAACUUUUGUCCCGACGACCAGCACAACCUCAGCUCCUACAACCAGCACAACCUCCAUGGAGACAACCAGUACAACCUCUGUGGAGACAACCAGCACAACCUCAGCUCCUACAGAAGGCCCAACCUCUGUGGAGACGACCAGUGCAACCACAGCUCCUACAACCAGCCCAACCACAGUCCCUAUAACCAGCACAACCUCUGUGGAGACAACCAGCCCAACCACAGCUCCUACAACCAGCACCACCACUGUUGAGACAGCCAGCACAACCUCAGCUCCUACAACCAGCACCACCACUGUGGAGACAACCAGCCCAACCACAGCUCCUAGAACCAGCACCACCACUGUUGAAACGACCAGCACAACCUCAGCUCCUACAACCAGCACAACAUCUACAACCAGCCCAACCACAGGUCCUACAACCAGCACCACCACUGUUGAGACAGCCAGCACAACCUCAGCUCCUACAACCAGCACCACCACUGUGGAGACAACCAGCCCAACCUCAGCUCCUACAACCAGCACCACCACUGUGGAGACAACCAGCCCAACCUCAGCUCCUUCAUCCAGCACAACUUUUGUCCCUAUACCUGAAACUACCCCCUCCCAACCUGGGACCACCUCCUGCCAGCCACAGUGCACGUGGACCAAGUGGUUCGAUGUGGACUUCCCAUCUCCUGGGCCCCACGGAGGAGACUUUGAAACCUACAGCAACAUCGUCAGAAGAGGAGAGAAGAUCUGCCACCGACCCGAAUACAUCAGCGCCCUGGAGUGCCGAGCCGAGAACCACCCAGAUGUCAGCAUCCAGACGCUGGGGCAGGUGGUGCAGUGCAGCCCGGAAGUGGGCUUGGUGUGUCGGAACCAGGACCAGAAGGGCAAGUUCAGGAUGUGCUUCAACUACGAGGUGCGCGUGCUGUGCUGUGAGCCCCAGGAAGGCUGCCCUGUCACACAUGUCACAGUUCCCAGCACCUCAAGUGUGAGUGUCACCAGCCACACAAGGACCACCUCCCAUGAGGCCACAUCCAGUGCAACCACUGUGCAGACAACCAGCCCAACCGCAGUGCCUAUAACCAGCACCACCACUGUGGAGACAACCAGCACAACCUCAGCUCUUACAACCAGCACCACUACUACAGCCAGCAAAACCUCAGCUCCUACAACCAGCACCACCACUGUGGAGACAACCAGCCCAACCACAGCUCCUACAGGAAGUACCACCAUUGUGGAGACAACCAGCCCAGCCACAGCUCCUAGAACCAGCACCACCACUGUUGAGACAACCAGCACAACCUCAGCUCCUACAACCAGCACAACAUCUGCGGAUACAACCAGCUCAACCUCAGCUCCUACAACCAGCACAAUCUCUGUGCAGACAACCAGCCCAAGCACAGCACUUACAAUUAGCACCACCACUGUGGGGACAACCAGCCCAAUCACAACAACCAGCCCAACCACAGCUCCUUCAUCCAGCACAACUUUUGUCCCUAUACCUGAAACUACCCCCUCCCAACCUGGGACCACCUCCUGCCAGCCACAGUGCACGUGGACCAAGUGGUUCGAUGUGGACUUCCCAUCUCCUGGGCCCCACGGAGGAGACUUUGAAACCUACAGCAACAUCGUCAGAAGAGGAGAGAAGAUCUGCCACCGACCCGAACACAUCAGCGCCCUGGAGUGCCGAGCCGAGAACCACCCAGAUGUCAGCAUCCAGACGCUGGGGCAGGUGGUGCAGUGCAGCCCGGAAGUGGGCUUGGUGUGUCGGAACCAGGACCAGAAGGGCAAGUUCAGGAUGUGCUUCAACUACGAGGUGCGCGUGCUGUGCUGUGAGCCCCAGGAAGGCUGCCCUGUCACACAUGUCACAGUUCCCAGCACCUCAAGUGUGAGUGUCACCAGCCACACAAGGACCACCUCCCAUGAGGCCACAUCCAGUGCAACCACUGUGCAGACAACCAGCCCAACCGCAGUGCCUAUAACCAGCACCACCACUGUGGAGACAACCAGCACAACCUCAGCUCUUACAACCAGCACCACUACUGUGGAGACAGCCAGCACAACCCCAGUUCCUACAAUUAUCACCACCACUGUGGAGACAACCAGCCCAACCACAGCUCCUAGAACCAGCACCACCACUGUGGAGACAGCCAGCAAAACCUCAGCUCCUAGAACCAGCACCACCACUGUUGAGACAGCCAGCAAAACCUCAGCUCCUACAACCAGCACCACCACUGUGGAGACAACCAGCCCAACCACAGCUCCUACAGGAAGUACCACCAUUGUGGAGAUAACCAGCCCAGCCACAGCUCCUAGAACCAGCACCACCACUGUUGAGACAACCAGCACAACCUCAGCUCCUACAACCAGCACAACAUCUGCGGAUACAACCAGCUCAACCUCAGCUCCUACAACCAGCACAAUCUCUGUGCAGACAACCAGCCCAAGCACAGCACUUACAAUUAGCACCACCACUGUGGGGACAACCAGCCCAAUCACAGCUCCUAAAACCAGCACCACCACUGUGGAGACAACAAGCCCAACCACAGCUCCUAGAACCAGCACCACCACUGUUGAGACAGCCAGCACAACCACAGCUCCUACAACCAGCACCACCACUGUUGAGACAACCGGCCCAUCCACAGCUCCUAGAACCAGCACCACCACUGUGGAGACAACUGGCCCAACCACAGCUCCUAGAACCAGCACCACCACUGUGGAGACAACCAGCCCAACCUCAGCUCCUUCAUCCAGCACAACUUUUGUCCCUAUACCUGAAACUACCCCCUCCCAACCUGGGACCACCUCCUGCCAGCCACAGUGCACGUGGACCAAGUGGUUCGAUGUGGACUUCCCAUCUCCUGGGCCCCACGGAGGAGACUUUGAAACCUACAGCAACAUCGUCAGAAGAGGAGAGAAGAUCUGCCACCGACCCGAAUACAUCAGCGCCCUGGAGUGCCGAGCCGAGAACCACCCAGAUGUCAGCAUCCAGACGCUGGGGCAGGUGGUGCAGUGCAGCCCGGAAGUGGGCUUGGUGUGUCGGAACCAGGACCAGAAGGGCAAGUUCAGGAUGUGCCUCAACUACGAGGUGCGCGUGCUGUGCUGUGAGCCUCAGAAAGGCUGCCCUGUCACACAAGUCACAGUUCCCAGCACCUCAGGUGUGAGUGUCACCAGCCACACAAGGACCACCUCCCAUGAGGCCACAUCCAGUGCAACCACUGUGCAGACAACCAGCCCAACUGCAGUGCCUAUAACCAGCACAACCUCUGUGGAGACGACCAGCACAACCUCAGCUCCUACAACCAGCACAACCUCCAUGGAGACAACCAGUACAACCUCUGUGGAGACAACCAGCACAACCUCAGCUCCUACAGAAGGCCCAACCUCUGUGGAGACGACCAGUGCAACCACAGCUCCUACAACCAGCCCAACCACAGUCCCUAUAACCAGCACAACCUCUGUGGAGACAACCAGCCCAGCCACAGCUCCUACAACCAGCACCACAACUGUUGAGACAGCCAGCACAACCUCAGCUCCUACAACCAGCACCACCACUGUGGAGACAACCAGCCCAACCACAGCUCCUAGAACCAGCACCACCACUGUUGAAACGACCAGCACAACCUCAGCUCCUACAACCAGCACAACAUCUACAACCAGCCCAACCACAGCUCCUACAACCAGCACCACCACUGUGGAGACAACCAGCCCAACCACAGCUCCUACAACCAGCACCACCACUGUGGAGACAACCAGCCCAACCCCAGUUCCUACAAUUAUCACCACCACUGUGGAGACAACCAGCCCAACCACAGCUCCUACAACCAGCACCACCACUGUGGAGACAACCAGCCCAACCACAGGUCCUACAAUUAGCACCACCACUCUGGAGACAACCAGCUCAACCACAGCUCCUAGAACCAGCACCACCACUGUGGAGACAACUGGCCCAACCACACCUCCUACAACCAGCACCACCACUGUGGAGACAACCAGCCCAUCCACAGCUCCUACAACCAGCACCACCACUGUUGAGACAACCAGCCCAACCACAGCUCCUACAACCAGUACCAUCACUGUGGAGACAACUGGCCCAACCACAGCUCCUACAACCAGCACCACCACUGUUGAGACAACCGGCCCAUCCACAGCUCCUAGAACCAGCACCACCACUGUGGAGACAACCAGCUCAACCACAGCUCCUACAACCAGCACCACCACUGUGGAGACAACCAGCCCAACCACAGCUCCUACAACCAGCACCACCACUGUUGAGACAACCGGCCCAUCCACAGCUCCUACAACCAGCACCACCACUGUGGAGACAACCAGCCCAACCACAGCUCCUACAACCAGCACCACCACUGUGGAGACAACCAGCCCAACCACAGCUCCUACAACCAGCACCACCACUGUUGAGACAACCGGCCCAUCCACAGCUCCUAGAACCAGCACCACCACUGUGGAGACAACCAGCCCAACCACAGCUCCUAGAACCAGCACCACCACUGUUGAGACAGCCAGCACAACCACAGCUCCUACAACCAGCACCACCACUGUUGAGACAACCGGCCCAUCCACAGCUCCUACAACCAGCACCACCACUGUUGAGACAGCCAGCACAACCUCAGCUCCUACAACCAGCACCACCACUGUGGAGACAACUGGCCCAACCACAGCUCCUUCAUCCAGCACAACUUUUGUCCCUAUACCUGAAACUACCCCCUCCCAACCUGGGACCACCUCCUGCCAGCCACAGUGCACGUGGACCAAGUGGUUCGAUGUGGACUUCCCAUCUCCUGGGCCCCACGGAGGAGACUUUGAAACCUACAACAACAUCGUCAGAAGAGGAGAGAAGAUCUGCCACCGACCCGAACACAUCAGCGCCCUGGAGUGCCGAGCCGAGAACCACCCAGAUGUCAGCAUCCAGACGCUGGGGCAGGUGGUGCAGUGCAGCCCGGAAGUGGGCUUGGUGUGUCGGAACCAGGACCAGAAGGGCAAGUUCAGGAUGUGCCUCAACUACGAGGUGCGCGUGCUGUGCUGUGAGCCCCAGAAAGGCUGCCUUGUCAACUCUGUGACUCCCUUUGUGACUUCAAGUCCCCAGUCCUCACUCUCUCCCGAGUCCACCACCUUCACGGUUUCCCUGGUGACCUCCCACAGCUCCGCAGCGCCCUCCACCUCCACGUGCUACUGCAGUGUGGCCCACGGGUUCUACUCCGCAGGAUCCAUCAUUUACCAACAGACGGACCUCUCCGGGCACUGCUAUUAUGCCGUUUGCAGCCUGGACUGCCACGUGGUCAGGCGGACCGACCACACCUGUCCCACCAGCACGCCACCUCCCGCCCCGGCCACCUCCACGCCAGCGUCCUCCCCUUCUGCCUCUGUGCCCGCUCCUCAGCGAGGAUGCCCAAAUGCAGUCCCCCCAAGAAUGAAAGGCGAAACCUGGGCCAUGCCCAACUGCUCUGAGGCUACUUGUGAGGGCAACGGGGCCAUCACUGUGAGGUCGCGCCAGUGUCCAAAGGUGCAGGAGCUCACCUGCGCCAAUGGCUACCCCGCUGUGACGGUGGCCAACCAGGAGGACUGCUGCCCACACUACAUGUGCCAGUGUGUGUGUAGCGGCUGGGGCGACCCCCACUACCUCACUUUUGAUGGUACAUACUACACGCUUCUGGAUAACUGCACGUACGUGCUGGUGCAGCAGAUCGUGCCCGUGUUCGGACACUUCCGGGUGCUGAUCGACAACUACUUCUGUGAUGCUGAGGAUAGGCUGUCCUGCCCACAGUCCAUCAUCGUCGAGUACCAGCAGGACCGCGUCGUGCUGACCCGCAAGCCCGUCCGAGGGGUGAUGACCAAUGAGAUCAUCUUCAACGGUGAGGUGGUCAGACCCGGCUUCCAGAAAGACGGCAUCAUCGUCUCCCAAAUCGGCAUCAAGAUGUACGUGGCCAUCCCCGCCCUCGGUGUCCAGGUCAUGUUCAGCGGCCUCAUCUUCUCCGUGGAGGUGCCUUUCAGCAAGUUCAGCAACAACACGGAAGGGCAGUGCGGCACCUGUACCAACGACCAGAAGGACGAGUGCCGCCUGCCCGGGGGGGCGGUGGUAUCUUCUUGCUCCGACAUGUCCGGCCACUGGAAUGUGACAUACCCCGGCCAGCCAUCCUGCCACAGGCCUCCCCUGACGCCCACCACAGUUGAGCCCAAGAAAUCGCCCACCUCGUGCCCACCUUCGCCAAUCUGCCUGCUAAUUCUGAGCGAGGUCUUCAAGCCGUGUCACUCGGUGAUCCCCCCGUGGCCAUACUACCAAGGCUGCACCUUCGACCAGUGCCACAUGCCCAGGGGGGACGUGGUGUGCUCCAGCCUGGAGCUGUACGCCACCCUGUGUGCUUCGCUCAGUGUGUGCAUCGACUGGCGGGGCCUGACCAACCACACGUGCUCUUUCACCUGCCCUGCUGACAAGGUGUACCGGCCCUGCGGCCCGUCCAAUCCUUCCUACUGUUACAUGAACGACAGUGCCAACACCCUGGCCCUCCCGGAAGCCAUUCCCAUCACGGAAGGCUGCUUCUGCCCGGAGGACAUGAUGCUGUUCAGCUCGGGCACGGAGGUCUGCGUGCCAGCCAACUGCAGCAGUUGCCUGGGGCCCCACGGGGAGCCAGUGGAGCCUGGCCACACUGUCAGCGUGGGCUGUCAAGAGUGCACCUGCAAGGGCAGCACCCGGACUCUGAGCUGCCAGACUCGGCCCUGCCCCCUGCCCCCCACCUGCCCCGAGCCCGGCUUCGUGCCAGCGCCCGCGGCCCUGCAGACCGGCCAGUGCUGUCCCCAGUACACCUGCGUCUGCAACGCCACACACUGCCCCGCGCCCGUGGACUGUCCGGAAGGCUCCCACUCCAUCCUGACCUAUAAGGAAGGGGCUUGCUGCCCGACCCGAAACUGCAGCUGGACCGUCUGCAGCAUCAACGGCACCUUGUACCAGCCUGGUGCCAUAGUUUCCUCGAACCUGUGCGAAAAGUGUUGGUGUGAGUUGGCCGGUGGCCCCCAGUCGGACACGUUCGUGAUCAGCUGUGAGACCCAGAUCUGCAGCACCCGUUGCCCCGUGGGCUUCGAGUACCAGACACGGAGCGGGCAGUGCUGUGGCGAGUGUGUACAGGUGGCCUGUGUCAUGAACACCAGCAGCAGCUCCGCCCACCUCUUCUACCCCGGCGAGCCCUGGUCCGACCCCAGGAGCCGCUGCGUGACACACGAGUGUGAGAAGCACCAGGAUGGGCUCGUGGUGGUGACCACGAAGAAGGCGUGUCCCCCACUCAGCUGUCCUGCGGACAAGGCUCGGCUGAGCGAGGACGGCUGCUGCCUCGCCUGCCCCCAGAACAGGUCGACCUGCACCGUGUACCACAAGCUCCAGGUCCUCCGGCAGCCAGGCUGCAGCUCCGUGGAGCCCGUGCGCCUCACCUACUGCCAGGGCAACUGUGGGGACACCGGCUCCGUGUACUCCCUGGAGGCCCACACUGUGGAGCACAGGUGCAGGUGCUGCCGUGAGCUGCGGGCCUCUCUGCGGAACGUGACCCUGCGCUGUGAGGACGGCUCCAGCCGGGCCUUCAGCUACACGGAGGUGGAGGAGUGCGGCUGCGUGGGCCUGCAGUGCGACUCCCACGGGGGCCUCAGCCGCUCAGGGGAGGUGCAGCUGGAGCAGGGUGCCGAGCGGAGCCAGGAGACGGGGCUCAGGCACUGGAGGAGAGGGGCCCCGGGUCCCCGGCCUUCGCAGUAGACGGGCCGGAGCCCCGCCCUGUCCCUCCAGGACAGGCCCACAAGAACGUUUGUACUUGCUGCAAUCUCAGCCUCCAAGGCCAGUGGAACCUGAGCCCCGGCCCAGAUGACCCAAGCCUAGGAUGCACGGUCCACCCCUCUCGUCCCUCUCCGGGUCCAGCGGCCCCGGGUGUGCAGUGGCCCUGACGGGAUUGCAGCUGCCUGCUCUGGACCAGCCCGGGUGGGCAGGGGGUGGGGGAGGCUCCUCUGGCUGUGGGUCCAGCCUGCUGGUCCCUGCCUUCAGCAUCACGUAAGGGCCUGAUCCACAGCGGUCCCUCAGAUGCAGCAAUUGACUGCUCGGCCGGCCACUGGGAGGCAGAGCCUCACCCCUGCCUCGGCCCUGGGCCUCAGGAAAGGGCCGUCGGUUUCGGAAAUACAC